AUGUCUGUUGAACAGUACUCUCUUCCAAAGCUCCCCUACGCCUACGAUGCCCUCGAGCCCAGCAUCUCGGCCCAAAUCAUGGAACUCCACCACUCCAAACACCACCAAGCCUACGUAACCAACCUCAACGCCGCCCUGCAAACCUACUCAACCGCCACCGCCUCCGCCGACGUCCCCGCCCGCAUCGCCCUGCAAGCCGCCAUCCGCUUCAACGGCGGCGGCCACAUCAACCACUCCCUCUUCUGGGAGAACCUCACGCCCCAGUCCUCCCCCGAUUCCAAGCCCGAGGCCGCCCCGCGUCUCGUGGCCGAGAUCGCCAAGGUCUGGGGAAGCCUCGAGGCCUUCAAGAAGGAGUUUUCGGCGGCGUUGCUGGGGCUCCAGGGGAGCGGGUGGGGGUGGCUCGUGAAGGAUAAGCUGGGGAGGUUGGCUAUCGUGACGACUAAGGAUCAGGAUCCCGUUGUGGGUGGGGAGGUGCCAAUUUUUGGGGUGGAUAUGUGGGAGCAUGCGUAUUAUCUACAGUACUUGAACGGAAAGGCGGCCUAUGUUGAGAAUAUCUGGAAGGUUAUUAACUGGGCUACGAGCGAGAAGCGGUUCAAUGGCUCUCGGGAAGACGUCUUUCAGGUUCUAAAGGCUGCUCUCUAA
Molecule: messenger RNA, 642 nt
Organism: Scedosporium apiospermum
Lineage: Eukaryota; Fungi; Ascomycota; Sordariomycetes; Microascales; Microascaceae
Product: Superoxide dismutase [Mn], mitochondrial
Exons: 2
Coding region: 1-642 (213 amino acids)
Biological process (GO): superoxide metabolic process
Cellular component (GO): mitochondrion
Molecular function (GO): superoxide dismutase activity; metal ion binding
Source: RefSeq, a predicted model, not a curated record